This is a messenger RNA of Petromyzon marinus (sea lamprey), 6814 nucleotides long. The record is from RefSeq and is a predicted model, not a curated record. Lineage: Eukaryota; Metazoa; Chordata; Hyperoartia; Petromyzontiformes; Petromyzontidae.
CGCAUCGAACCGAACCCCCAGCAAGGCCAUCUACUUAAUGACGAGAGAAAAUUAACACGAAAUGUCCUUUUCAAUUAAGUCUUCCAGAUGUAAAAUGUUAUAAGCUUUUAGUGAAGAAAAGCAAUUAUCUCAUUUAAAACAAUACAAUUCAAAGAUGUUUCAUUUUAAAACUUCAAAACGGAGCAUCGGGUGCUUACGUGAAUGCGUCGUUUGUGUGAAAAAUGUUUUUGUGACUAUCCUGGCCGAAGGCCGUAAAUGGUUGUGAGGGGUGCCACAGGUGCCCCUGAACAACCCCAAGUUUAGAAUAUUUGGCUGCUAUGAAUUUUUUUAUAUUAUUUGGGUCUUUCGGUAUAAAUUUCCACAUCACAAGCCACUUCAUUUAGUUAUCAUUUGUGGCCAGGUCGUUUCUGAAAAAGAGCUAUACAGCAGUUCAGUGGGAUUUACCUGGUAAAUUAAAAAUAGUUUAGUUUUGACGUUUGCCUAGAGGCAUGGCGUCAGAGUGUCUGAGUAAAUGCUGUUGCGACGUGGCUGUGUGGUUUGUUAUGUAGUCGCUGUUUGGACGCAGCCUGACGUCCAUUCUUGAGGAGUACGUCGCUAUCAAAUCUAAAGAUGUGUCGAGCAAUCCGGCGGGGGUCCUGUGUGUGCUAUGGAAGAGGCUGGAGCAACUGCUCACACAGAUCAGGCUUCACCAGGCGAGCAUGGCGGCUCCUCCGUGCGUCUCGCCACACAUUCCAGUCGCCUCCCUGAGCCAGCAUCGGUGGCGAAGUCCGUCGCGAAGGGCAGCUCAACGGCGUCCACGCAGAGCCCGGUCACGGCGAGUACCGUCGACACCCGCACACCGCCUCCCCGGGCUCCGCACACCUCGACCUCCAACCUCACCCCUGCGUCUUCCUCCCCCGCCGCCAUCGUGUCGGCCGCGCUCUUGAUGCCCACGUCCUCCUCCUCGCCGCUGCUGCUGAUUUCUCCGUUGUCGUCGUCCACGGUUUUAUCCGCGUCGUCGUCGUCGUCGCCCCCACCGUUGGAGCCGAACCCCUCCGCGAUGGCCGGCGUCCAGCUGCCACUCGUGCUCGCCAGGCUGCCCUCCGACUGCACGGCCGUCACGUACAUGCUGACCCCACCGUCCGCGUGCCCCGUGCAACCGCCGGCGCCGGGGACCUCGAUGCCGGGGCAGGCCUUGCUGUCGUCGCUCGGCUCGGCCCUCCGGCCCAGACCCACCGUGACGCUUACGCCUUCGGCGGACGUCUGCUCGCUGCUGGGCAGCUCCGCUGACCCAUCCGAGGCUGGGCCCGCCACGAAGAUACUGGCCGGGUUCGGGAGCAGCCUCUCGAGCAGGGAGAGUGGAGGGCGCGUGGUGUCCAGCACUGUGCUGCGAUCCGGGGUUCUGGUGAGACAGAUUGUUGACCCGGUGAGCCAGGCGCCUGGCAUCUUGGCGUCUUCUGCCAGCAGUAGCAGCAGUGGCGGCAGCAGCAGCAGCACCACCAGCAGCACCACCACCAGUCCCAGCAGCAGCAGCAGCAGCAGCUCCGCGCAUAAACUAUCGAUUUCACUCUCAGUUCAAGACCGGGGUGGAGACGGAGCCGCUCUGGAAAUGACCGCAGAGAGUCUGUCGCACCAAGUGUUGGAGACAGCCUUGGAGACGCUGCUGGGCGACUCAAGGCUCCAGGAGAAACUGGCUGAGAACAUCAACCAAGUCUUCUAUAGUGAGACUGUGAUGACGGUGGCGGACGCGGUGGCUACUUCGUCGGCACCUUCCGCGGACAACGGUGACCCGCAGUCCAUUGAAGACUUCCUCAACCUGCAGGGCGAGUGUAACAUGAGCCAGGAGUCGAUCCGAGACAUCGUGACGCUCACGCAGUCCGACCCCGCCUUCCACUCUCUCUUCCAGCUCUUCGACUUGGGAACGCCGGGCGGCUCGUCGGGAGGUGAAGACGAAAGCAACGAGGAGAUGGAUGAGGCCGAAGAGGGGGCGGCCGACGGGGAGGUAGGGGAGGAGGAGAUAUUGGGUGGCGCUGACCCCCGGCGGCCGGACGACGAAGGCCACGGCGACGACGACGACGACGACGACGACGCAAACCCUGACCAGGGUCGACAACGUGAGGAGGUGACGGAGAUGGGCGAGGAGGUAACGGAGAUGGGCGAGGAGGAGACGGAACGACACGCCGGGGACGGAGGGGAGGUUGGGAAGAGUGGGGAGGGAGGGGAUGGAGGGGAGGGAGACGACGUGAGGGAGCAGGGCCAGUGCACGCACGACUACCAGGACGUGGGCGGCGAGGUGUGCCUCGGGGACGAGUCGCACGACAAGUCGUGCGGUGUCCCGAUGCCUCCCGCCCACCUCGCCCAUGAAACCCUCGCCACGGCCAUUCGCACGCAAGUGCGGGAUAAACCGGUCGACGGCAGGGCGGCAAAAUCCAAGCGGGCAAAGCCGCCCACCAGAGUUGCGCUCCCCGGCAAGCGGCUGGGCAGGCCCCGAUCCUCCGCGAAAUCGAGUGUAAAAAAUUCCCCCAAAAUCUCCCCCAAAAAGCACGGGGCCGGCAAAGACGCCACAGGAAGUCAGGGCGCCGUAGUCGAUCCGGCCGUGGGGGUUAAAGCGGCGGCGCCCGUCGGGCAAGGAGACGGUGCCAACGUCGAGUCGGUCAUGGGGGGCAGCGGAGGUGCGGCGGAUGGCGCCCCCGACGGCGCCACGGGGACACCGGCGAAGAAGAAGCACCCACGCAAAAGUGCGAAGGGGAAGAAAUUGGCGGGCGCCGAAGCGACCGCGGCAGCCGCCCCCGCCUCCGCCGUGACUCCCGCGGGGCCCUCCCAGCCGGGGGCUUCUGAGGGAACGCCGGCGUCCGUGGAGGCUGCUCGCCGCCCGGCGGCACCGGCGGCUGCGCCGGACUCGGCGGGCAGGGAGGUGGCGGGCGGCGCGUGGGCCAGCGAUGUGGAGCUCCGGAGCGCCGUGUCGUCCAUCACGGGCGAGAGCGCGGCGACCUCGGAUGCGGGUGGUGGGUACCCCUACCCCGGCAGUCCAGGGAGGCCCCUCACCCCCCAGCAGUGCAGGCUGGAGCGACACGUGGUCACGGCGUCACCGUUGGGGGCGCCAGCGAUCAGGGCAGCGCUGCCUCCCGCCGACAGACGCUGCCCCCAGCAACCACGGGGUGGCGAGCGUCAGCGGCACCCAUCCACUCCCGAGCAGUUGCACGUGCUGGCCGCCGCGCCACCGCCUGUAGUCUCUACCCCGUUAGCCACCACUGCGGUCUGCGGAGUCACCAUCUCCAGGAACGCUGACGCGUCACUCUGCGCCAUCGCGACGGACGGAUUCUGGGGGACCCUGGUGCCGAGCACACCGCCGCAUCCCCCGCCACUCGCCAUGGGCAACAUCGCCGUUCCCGCGGCAACGGUCACCGUGUCGACCGCCACCCAUUUCCUAACGACAUCGCCGCCGAAGAACUUCACCAUGCGCGGGACGGUGAUACCGCCAGGGAUCAUCACGUCGCCGGAUACGGGCCCUGCGUUCUUGGUGCGCCCCGUGCUGCAGGGCGUGGUGGGGGUGCUCUCCAUGCUGGGUUCUCCUCCGCGGACUUUGUCGCUGCUGCCUCACCAGAUCGUGCAGCUGUCGCCGCCUCGACAGCCCGUGGCUGCUGCUGCUGCUGCUGCUGCCGGCGCUGCGCACACGAGGAAGUCCCGCUUCGCCGCGUCAACCCCGUCCAAACCCAUCGCCAUCUCGCCCGGCGUGAGCCACGUGCUGCUCUCCCCGGCCCCCAGCACCUCCACCGCCACCACCACCAUCACGGUCAUCUCCUCGCCCACCUCGCAGCCCCUCAUCGUGUCAGCAGGCUCCUCGCUGGUGUCGGGGAUGAGUCGCAUCUGCAACCUGGCCGACCGGCUCGAGCGCUGCAAGGAGAAGGAUUCCCUCGUGCCGGUCGAGGUUUUGGCGUCGGCGCACAAACUCCCCGAGCCGCGUGACGCCAAAAGGGAGGGCGGGAGCAGCGUGAGCCCCGCGGACGCCGCCCCGGCGCCGGCGCCACCCGCACCUCACCGGCGCGUUCUCACCUUCGACGGUGUUUCCCUCGCGCGGGCGCCGGGCGGCUCCCGGAGAACGGCGGACGACGCUGGGCCCGCCGCCGCCUCCUCGCGACGCUCGCCCAAGUCUCCUGCACGGCCGGCCAGGAAGGCGGCGACGGGCGACGCCAAGCACGCGCCCGGCAAGAGGGGGAAGGGGGAGAGGGCCGCGGGGGCGGUUGCCGCGUCCGCUCCAGAGAGGAAGACGGCGGCGGCCAAACGCGACGCCGGCAGGAGCCCCGCCAAGGGAGGCUCCGCCGCCAGGGCCAGGCCCGAUGGCAAGGCCGACAGGAGCAAGUCCAAGAGUCCCCCGGACUCGGCGGCCGGCAGGAAAGCGGGCAGAGCGGGGGGCAAGGGCAGCCCUCGCGCGGAGCCCGGCCGCAAGGGGGACGCCGCCGCCGCCGCCGCCGCCGCCGCACCGGCUCAGCGCAGCCGCAAGGGGCAGCGGCGCGACAAGGAGUUCCCGCGGCUCGUCAUGCCUGUCAUCAAGAGACCCGUACCGCUGUCUGACGCGAGCGCGGGGGCCGAGGCCCCGGCGGCGCUGGCGGCGGCGGUGGCGUCGAGAGCGGCGACGCGGAGGGCGGGCCGUGGGGUCGGGAAGGAGGCGACCGCAGCGGCAGCUGCCGCGUCCACGAAGGCGAACGCUGCGAAGGCGAACGUGGCGGCGCCGGCGACGCCGGCGGCGUUGUGCCCGCUCUCGCCGGACCCGUGCGCCCGCAGCCCCGCCAGCGAGGCCGGCAGCGAGAGCAGCGUCAGCAUGGCCGCCCAGACGCUCGUCUUCCUCUCCCAGGCGGCCACGUCGCGUGGCGCCUCCGCCACUCCGCCUCGCCGGCCGCCCGAGGGUUCCCCGGCGGAGCGCGACGCCGGCGGCUCUGCCGCGGUGACGAUGCCGCCGCCGGCGCACAGGCAGGCGGCGCAGAAGCAGCAGCGGCCCAAAACGGACAGCACGCCCGUGUCCCCGCGGAGGUCGGCGCGCCACCUCCUCGCCGAGUCGCCGGGGUCCCGCCCGGGGACGUCGCCGGGGAAGGUUGGGGGGGAAGAGGCGCAGGCCAGGGCGCCGGCGGGCGAGACGAGGAGGGGCACGAAGAGGAAGGCGAGGGGGGAUGAGGGGGGGGGCGGCGGCAGAGGAGGCAGCGGCGGCGGCAGCAGCGGGCAAAGCCGCCCAGGACUCGAACGCGUUCAAGAGCCCCUCGCCCGUGAGGAGGCGCGGGGGCAGCGCCAAGAACAAACGGAAGAAACAGAGGCUCGACUACUUCCCUCCUGGCGUCGACGUUGAGCAGUUCCUCGCCAAGCUGCACUACGUGGAGUAGCCCUUGCCCUCUAAGACACUUCCACGUCAGUUUAUUAAAUUUUUGGUGGCACAAGCGUUGGCGGCGCUGCAGAUUUUCCGCGCCACCCCCAAGGGUCUCCGUGGAGAGGUUGGACUGCGACGUGCCUGCAUCGCGACGUGCCUGCAUCGCGACGUGCCUGCAUCGCGACGUGCCUGCAUCGCGACGUGCCUGCAUCGCGACGAAGUGCCUCCCGAGUCCUCGCUGUCUAUCCCUGACUGUGGUGAAAGUGAUUUGUGAUAAUUUUUUAUUUAUCGUUGUUACUGACAAAGUUUCAGUUGGAACAGCGUCCCUAGGGUCCGCCAAUGAUUGGCGCGUGGAUGCUAGAAGAAGAGCCCCGUUCGAUUUUUGUGUUGAGGUUGCGUCUUUUUUAAACGCAGCUGGGUUGUUGCCCCGUUUUCUACACGUAACGGCCCUCUCUCACUAGACUGCUUGGAUGUGGGUCUUCCUGUGCAGUGUUAAAUAACAAUGGCUGUGAACUAACCCCAAUGCAGCCUCCCAUGCAGCAGCCAGUUGUGUUUGUGUGAGGGGACUGCAGGGAAAGAAGUCGCUCCGAGUGCACCUACCAAAGUGGAUCUGCUUAACGACUCGUUAAGACUCUGAGUUGACGUCGUCAUUGUAAACGGUCACGAGGAGGCUGUGGAGAACCCUUUUUGGUUCUGGGCUUGCCCACCGGUCUGCCGGUUUACCAGCCACCCCGUGCCACUUUAGAUAUCGCGCGUAGGAGCUGGGACAAUAACUCGGACUGUCGCUCUUUUUUCACAACUUGUUAAUAUCACGUUUCGAGUGGUCGGUCGAGAACCGAUGAUGUCGUUCGGGCGUUUGAUUUGCAGUUUAAAAGGUUGAGAGUACGAAUCCCAGCUUGGGGUCAAUUUAGCCCAUCAUCAGCAUCAUCAUCAUGAUCACUACCCCUCCAGGAUUGAUUAAAUGUAUUGUGCAGUAGCUCUAUGUGGAGAUUGUGCCCCCCAGCAUGGGAACGUGGAAUUUAGACAUUUGGCCGAGUUAAGCUGCUGCAGAGGGUGAGAGUGUUAUUGCUUGUUUUGGGUAGAGAGUUUACAGCACGGAGAAAGGUUAAGCCUUUCACAUGUAAAAUAUUAAAUGUUGACUGAGCAUUCCAAGAGUAAACAAAAGUCAAUAUAAUCCAUAUAUUAUGUUUUAAAUACCGAAUUGACAACGGAAGCCCUUUGAAGGGAAUUCAAAUGAACUCAACUAGUGCCGCUAUCUUGACCAAAUCCUCCCAAAACAUCGUAAACCCAACCAAAUAAAAGGUGGGUUUACAUUUUUUCUCACAGUUUGAGAAGUGCUACAUUUUAUCCUCAUUCUAUGUGCAUGGUUCGGUCAAAUAGGUUGCGCCAACUCUUAUUUAUUUGACUUUGCUUGAACAGGGGUUAAUAUAUAGCGUUAAUGUACAUAGAACAUGUGAAUAAAGUGUACGGAAAGUGUUA